Molecule: messenger RNA, 3998 nt
Organism: Rhopilema esculentum
Lineage: Eukaryota; Metazoa; Cnidaria; Scyphozoa; Rhizostomeae; Rhizostomatidae
Product: core alpha-(1,3)-fucosyltransferase
Cellular component (GO): membrane
Molecular function (GO): alpha-(1->3)-fucosyltransferase activity
Source: RefSeq, a predicted model, not a curated record
ACGGCAGGUUCAGGCUAUUUUUCCAAUACAAAAGUUAUGAUACAAGUUAUUGAUCACCAUAGAAAUAUCUAGCCACAAAAGGCGUUUUCUUUCAAAUGUGCUGAUUUCUACUGAUGUCUAUCUCAGUCCUUCGUCCCUUCACGAUAUGGAGAAAAAGUAGAGAUAGCACAGAAUAGAGUUAUUCUGAGUAUAGCAGCGUUGAAAUGAAGGGAAAACGACUAACUCUUAUAAUAUUGCUGUUUGUCUGCUUGACGAUACUGGUAUUUCAUGGAGGAACUUUAUAUGGAAACAAGAAGUGUUUUCAUUCUACAGUGACAAAAAAGGCUGACAAAGAAACAAACGGACUUGAAAAUGACUCGGAAAAUGUAGGACAGAUUACUGAUGAAGUUGCUCGCAUUUCGAAGAAGCAAACUUCGAAUGACUACACUCACAAGGAUACUAAAGUCAUCCUUAUUUACUCUACACUUUUCCUUCAAAGACAUUGGUCUUGGAUGGUUGGAAAACAAAUGCUCGAGCACUUUGGUUCUUGUGAUCGAUACAAAAAUUGCCUUGUGACAUAUGACAAGAGCUGGGUAAAUGAUGCACAUGCCGUUUUGUUCCAUGGAAGGGACGUAGAAAUGGAUCAUAAAAGACAAUACCAACCUGAACAGUUGAAAGAAGUUCAAAACAAAAUUUCGAGGAAGGAUCAAAAGUGGAUAUACCUUAGUCAUGAGAAUCCCCAGCAGAACCCAUUAAUGUAUGACAAAUACAAUGGGAUUUUUCACUGGCUUGCAACCUUUGAUAGGAACUCCAACAUCUUCGCUCCUUACUCGACUUAUAUUGCAAAGAAGAACCCCCAUAAAGUGACUCGAAAUUAUGCGAAAGAAAAAACUGGCCUAGUUGCAUGGGCAGUCAGCAACUGUGGGCUGCUACGAGAGGACUAUGCCCUCGAACUUCAAAAAUAUGUUACUUUAACAGUGUAUGGUUUGUGCAGUAAACGGUUCAAAAACCAAAGAAGCUGUGCUCAUUCAAGUGAUACUUGCAAGAAAGAACUCUCAACUUAUAAAUUCUACCUUGCAUUUGAAAACAAUUUUUGCCAUGAUUACGUCACCGAAAAAUAUUGGGAAAGAAUUAUGCAGGAUGUUGUUCCAGUGGUAAUGGGAGCAAAUUAUGACAAAGGAGUUGCUAUUCCAGGAUCAUACAUAGAUGCCAGUGAAUUUGAAUCAAUCCAAAAACUAGCUGAGUAUCUAUUGUAUCUUGACAAAAAUGAUGAUGAAUAUAACAAGUUCUUUGCAUACAAGGGGAAAUUUGAGCUUGGGAAUGGUAGCUUUUUUUGUGCAAUUUGUGCAGCUCUACACGAGCAGAAACCUGGAGAAUCUUCUACUGCCAUUGAUUUAGGAAAAUCAUUUAAUUAUGAAAAAAAUUGUGGCAUUUACAAACCAAAAAUUGAGAAGCUGCGUAAACAAAUAGAGGAGUCUCAAAAAAGUAGGCCUGCUUAAUAACUGGCAAAUGGUGCAAGAAGCUGAAUGAACUGAUGCCACUGAAAAAGGUUUAUAAUUUUUUUGUGGAGUUUCUAUUUGUGGAAUGAUGCGUGUUGUGGUGUUUGGGGGCUUCUUUCUUGCAUAUUCUUGCUGGCAUUAUACAUAACAAAUAUUUUACAGUUAUGUCGAGAUGAUUGUUCAAUAGAGUUCUAAAGUAAAGACAUUACAAAAAUACAUUUUUAAAAUUUUUGAAUUUGGAUCCUAUAGCCUGAAAUCUAAACCGAUUUUAGACAUAUUGACUAAUUUUGCUUAUUUGGAAGUAUUUCAAGGUGAUCUUUUUUGUUAUGUGGUUAAAAUUAAAAGCUCUUUUCUAUUGAGUAGUUAGUGUCGCACCCUGAAGGGUAGGCGUUCCUCUUUUGGCGAGCAAAUAACUACAGUAAGUACUAUAGACUGAGUGUCGCAACUUGACUCAUAUGACUUUCCUGAAUAAAUGCCUUAGCUGAAAUGAGAAUACAUAUUUCUUAGGAUACAGGUUUCAUAUACACAGCAAUAAAGCGAACGAGGGAUAAUACAAAAAUACGAUAUGAACAACAAAACGGUUUUCGAAUGCGGGUUAACAUAUAUUAAAGUAGUAAUGUUCGAUAGUUUAAUACAAUUCCUUAGUUACUUCUAUGCAUCCAAUAACCACAAUUGUCCAAAAUCAAAGCCAAGUAAGUAGAUUAGUGGGUUUCAACGCGUUUGUUUUUACAAUAUGUUUUCAUGUUUCUGUAACUAUGGCACGCCAUAGUGGACAAAAGUAGGUCAAGAUUUCAAGUUUGGGUCAAGUUUUUGCGAUCACCGGUCAAAAACUUGCGAUUACUGGUCAAGAAUUUGCUAUCUGUAGUCACGAACUUGCGAUUACCUGUUAAGAAUGAUUAACUGUAUGCUAAGGGUUCGAUCAUGCAAUCACUAGGUGAGAUCGUAUCAUGCAAUCAGCUCAAGUAUUAAAAUCACUAGGUGAGAUCGUACAGAAAGGAAAACAUGGUCAGUCGUCCUGCACGGUUCAGGGGCUGUGCCCGUAGGGUGCCACGUGAUCUCUCUCUCUAGUCCGCAUUUCACUCUUGUGCUUUUUUGCAUAACGUUUCAAAAUGGUGGUCAAUCACGCGAGGGACAAACAUGCGACCUACCUGGCCUUGCUGUCUUAAGGCCACUACUCUGGUGUCUCUAAUAGAAGGGAAAGGUAAUAGAAGGGGGUGUUCAUUCCGGCCAAUUUUCAAUAGAAGGGGGGUGCUAAUAGAAGGGGUGCUAAUAGAAGGGGAGUGUUCAUUAGAAGAGGGUGUUCAGCCGGCCAAUUUUCAAUAGAAGGGGGUUGCUAAUAGAAGGUGGUGUUCAGGUUGGCCAAUUUUCAAUAAAAUGUCAGCAAAUUUCAAUAGCAAAGGGGAGCUAAUAGAAGGAGUAAAUCUUUUAAUAAAAACAGGGGCGGAUCCAGCAAAAAACCUGACUGAGUUCCAAGCCAAGGAUAGAGACUUUAUAAUAAUAUAAUAAUAUAAUAAUAAAUAAUUUGUUUAAAGUUGGCGUACUAAAUGAACGGCUGAUAGCUAUAAAGAAGCUAAUUAAGGCCAACUAUCUAUAAAGAGUUAGUAUGAAAUAAAAAUAUAUGAUACAAUAUUAAAAAGGUUUAUGGUAUAAUGUUCUAAAUAAAACCUAACCCAGCAAUAAAUUUUUUACACAAUCUACAGUCGCAUUCUAUAGGGUGUGCUCUUAAUUCUUUUUUAAAUGUUGCCAAUGAUUGGGACUCACUUAUACUGUGAGGUAGUGUUUGCCACAGUUUUUGACCUAAAUAUCUCACAGUUUCUAUACCAUAAGAAGUUGUCCUGGCUUUUGGAAUGCAAAGAUUAUUUUUAGUUCGCAAAUCAUAAUGUACAUUUCUUGUUUCAAAAAUCUCACUCAUGAAACUAGGGUUCAGGUUAUGUUUGGUUUUGUAUAUUUCAGAUAACGCAUUGAUAACUGUGCAUUAUUUUUCAUAUUUAUCCAUUUUGGUGGCACUGAGGGGGAGGGGUAGAUACUAUCUACUCACUAAAUGUAGAUUCUAGAUUUCUUUCCGACAAAACAGUGCCUCUGUGAAAAUUUUUGCAACCCCCUCCCUUUCGCAAUACCCUUUUGUUUGUUUUGGGUGCCACAGCAAAGGUUUUCCCUUUUGUUUUGCUCGCAAUUUGUUGUUUUGCCUCGGUAGACACUAGCCUAUUCACCAAAAUAUGGUGUUCAUCUUCCGUGCCAUCAAAGACUGCAAUUCAAAGCAAAAGUAGUUAACACUCCUGGAAAAUAAAUGAUAUCUCCUGGUUUUGUCUCAAACACUUAAUUAUUCUGCUAGAAUGCUGUGAGGGUCGCGAAAAUAUGACAUCUGCAGUCGCCAUUUCGAAUUCAAUGUUUUGUAGUUUCCAAAUCACGACAGAGAAGAAACUGGUAAUUUUAAGAUUUUGAAGAGACUGUGAUAAAACUUUUUUAGGUUUUUUUAAGAAUUUUUAGGUUUCACUUUUUUAGUUUAAAUAUUACUUGUUU